CUUCACCCGAUAUUCUUCAGUUCCCUUUUUACAUCUUCUUUUAGGUAUGUAGUUUGGGAGUGCGGGUUAUGUAUGGGUGGGUGGUGUGUGCGUAUUUAUUCGCUCUUCACUCGUUUUCCAUCUUUUCCUUUCCCUUUCCCAUACUCUCGCUCCUCUCUCGCUUUCCCGUCCUUUUUCACUUUCCCGUUCCCUUUUCCCAUUCCCUUCACCUUUCUUUUCUCUUGUUGUCCUCUCUCCUUUUCCCCUUCCCUUCUCCUCCUCCCCUUUCUUCCCUUAUUCUCCUUUCCUUUCUCCUCCUCUUUCCCUUUCCAUUAUUUCUCGCUCUUCCCUUUCCCAUCCCUCGCUUUUUUCUCCCUCCCCUCCCCUCCUGAUCAAUGUUGCUGCACCUCAACGGUGACAACAAGAUUUUAAAAGACCUGGCUAAGUCGGCAACAAUUUGUUCACUUUUAUUAAAUAUAUAUACUGUAUAUAUAUCUGAUUUUACAUUUA
Molecule: messenger RNA, 489 nt
Organism: Rhizophagus irregularis DAOM 181602=DAOM 197198
Lineage: Eukaryota; Fungi; Glomeromycota; Glomeromycetes; Glomerales; Glomeraceae
Source: RefSeq, a predicted model, not a curated record